Molecule: messenger RNA, 4452 nt
Organism: Colossoma macropomum (tambaqui)
Lineage: Eukaryota; Metazoa; Chordata; Actinopteri; Characiformes; Serrasalmidae
Gene: pcdh18a
Product: protocadherin 18a
Exons: 6
Coding region: 53-3466 (1137 amino acids)
Biological process (GO): homophilic cell-cell adhesion
Cellular component (GO): plasma membrane
Molecular function (GO): calcium ion binding
Source: RefSeq, a predicted model, not a curated record
GAGAGGGAGAGAGGCAGAAAGAGGGCACGAGGGACUUUUCUCCAAACCGACCAUGGCCAGCAGCGGUCAGCAGGCUUUGCCGUGUCUCGUGCUGCUCGCCGUCCUCGCCACCCUGGCCGCGCGCGUGACGGCGAGCUCCACCGUGAGGUACCGCGUGCUGGAGGAGCUCCCCGUGGGCUCUGUGAUCGGACGCCUCGCGGACGACGCGGCGGAAGCCCUCUCGCGCCUGCCCGUGUCGGUGUCCCCGCGUUUCCGCGCCGUCACGCGCCGGGGAGCCGCCGCUUCGUCGGCGCUCCUGGUGCGCGAGCGCGACGGCGAGAUCAGCGUGCGCGCGCGGCUGGACCGCGAGGCUCUGUGUUUUGGUGGAUUAAUGGAGGCGAACUGCACGCUGGAGUUCGACGUGCUCACGCUGCCCACGGAGCACCUCCAGCUGUUCCACGUCGUGGUGGAGCUGGUGGAUGUGAAUGACCACGCCCCGCGGUUUGCCCGGCCCAUGGUACCCGUGGAAAUCUCGGAGUCAGCAGCCGUGGGAACCCGGGUGCCUCUGGACAGCGCCACGGACCCAGAUGCGGGUGACAACGGGCUCCAGUCUUACUCCCUGGCACCGUCCAAAACCUUUGGUAUUGAUGUUCUCACCAGGCCCAAUGGUGCCAAGUAUGCCGAGCUCGUUGUGUUGGCACCACUGGACCGAGAGGAGCGUGCCAGCUACGAGCUUGAACUCACAGCAACAGAUGGUGGCGACCCACCUAGGACUGGCACCACAAUGCUCAGGAUCACCAUCGCUGACUCCAACGACAACAGCCCUGCAUUUGAAAAAUCGUCAUAUGUGGUCACCCUGGCAGAAGACGCACCGCUGGGCAUGCUGAUAGUGGACCUGAAUGCCACAGACCCAGAUGAGGGCACCAAUGGAAAGAUUGUCUACUCGUUUGGUGCACACGUGUCCCCUAAAGUCCUGGAGACUUUUAGGAUUGAUCCAGAUGAUGGUCGACUCACUCUGCUGCGCAAAGUGGACUUUGAAAUGGCCGAUUCCUAUGACAUCGAUGUCCAGGCACAGGACAUGGGGCCCAACUCCAUGCCGGCGCACUGCAAGGUGACAGUCAAGGUGCUGGACGUAAAUGACAACAAGCCAGAUGUGGCUGUGAGCCUAAUGGCGCCGGGUGAAGAGGACGUGGCAUUUGUGUCGGAAGCAGCAGCACUGGACACUUUCGUGGCGCUAGUAAGAGUGGACGAUGCUGAUUCUGGGCUGAAUGGUGAAGUCGUGUGUCGCCUGCUGGGCCAGGGGCAUUUUAGGUUGCAGAAAACGCAUGAGAAAAACUAUAUGAUAUUGACCAAUGCCAGCCUGGACAGAGAGAAAAGGUCAGAAUACAGCCUGACAGUCAUUGCGGAGGACCGUGGAGCACCUAGCCUGUCCACGGUCAAGCAUUUUACUGUGCAGGUGCAGGACGAGAAUGACAACGCCCCAAGCUUUGACAAGAGCAGGUAUGAGGUUUUCAAGGCAGAAAACAAUUCGCCUGGUGCUUAUCUGGCCACUCUUCAGGCGUCUGACCCUGACCUUGGUGCUAAUGGCCAGGUAAGCUACUCCAUCCUGGAAAGCUUGGUUCAAGGCAGCUCUAUCUCUACAUAUGUGACCGUUGACCCAUCCACGGGCGCCCUCUAUGCCUUGCGUACAUUUGACCGUGAGGAACUCAGCCAAAUCUAUUUUCUGGUGCAGGCCAGAGACUCCGGAAACCCACCCCUAAGCAGCAAUGUCUCUGUGAUCUUGAAUGUCCUAGAUGAGAAUGACAAUCGGCCAGUUAUUUUGGCGCCGCCCUUGUGGAACCACUCAGCUGAAGUCCCAGUCUCCAGGCGUGCUGAUGCUGGAGAGCUGGUGACUGUCAUCAGGGCGACGGAUCGGGAUGCUGGUGCCAAUGGUGACCUUUCGUGCCACAUCAUUGUGGGCAAUGAGGCGGGAUACUUCUCAAUGGAUAGCAGGACUUGUGAGAUCUACACUAAUGCCAGCAUGAAAGAUGUUCCGAUGGACAGAGUGGACAUCACGGUUCUGGUGCAGGACCACGGGUCAGAGCCGCUGGGGACCAAAGCUGUGCUAAGGCUGACACUGUACGAGAACCUGGCUGAUCAUCACCAGACGCCCUACCAGACAGGCAGUGGAAGUGGAGGGGAAAACGUCCCGGACGCUUCCACCAUCAUCAUCAUCUCUCUGGGUGCAGUAUGUGGUCUCCUGCUGAUCAUCAUGGUGGCAUUCGCUCUGCGAUGCUCGCGAGACAAGAAGGACACGCACUCCUACAACUGCAGAGUGGCCGAGUCCACAUACCAGCAACAUCCCAGGAAACCAUCCCGGCAAAUCCACAAAGGAGAGAUCACCCUGGUUCCGACCGUCAACGGCACCCUGCCGAUCCGGGCACAUCACCAUGGCAGCUCACCCGGAAACUCACCCGGCCAACAGAGGGCGCACAUGAGCAGCCGGCAGAGUCACCACAGCCACCAAUCACUGAACAGCCUCGUCACUAUCUCGUCCAAUCACAUCCCAGAAAGCUUCGCCCUGGAGCUCACGCAUGCCACGCCCCCUGUGGAGCAAGUUUCACAGCUGCUCUCCCUACUCCAUCAGGGUCAGUAUCAGCCUCGGCCCAGCUUCAGAGGAAACAAAUACACUCGCAGCUACAGGUACGCCCUCCAAGACAUGGAUAAGUUCAGUCUGAAGGAUAGUGGGCGGGGCGACAGUGAUGCGGGCGACAGCGACUGCGAGACGGGCCGCGAUUCGCCAAUCGACCGGUUGCUAGGCGACGGCUUCGGGGAGCUUUUCCACAUAGAUGGACAGAACAGGCUCCACCCAGUAGUGAUGAAGCUGUGUACGGACGAGUGUCGUGUGCUGGGUCACUCCGAUCAGUGCUGGAUGCCCUCAAUGUCCUCCACCGAUUACCGCACCAACAUGUUCAUUCCCGGGGAGGAGAGCCGGCCGCGGCUGCUGGAUGACGACCAGCGUUCGGUCGACUCCAACCGCAAGAGCUUCUCCACUUUCGGGAAGGACUCGCAGGAGGAGGAGGAGGAGGAGGACGGCGGAGGAGGAGGAAGCUCGCUGCUCUCCGAGAUGAACACCGUCUUCCAGCGGCUCCUUCCUCCGUCUUACGCCGAGCUCGGCGACGACUCCGCCCCUUCCGCCGUCGCCGCGGAGACCAGGAAGUGUUUCCUGCCCGGGAAGGCGGGACCGGCGGCCGCGAGCCCCGCCUACCAGCAGGGCGUGGCGGCCUGGGCCGCGAACACGCACUUCCAGAACCCCAGCGGGGUCGCGGUGGCGACGGGUCACGGUCCGACCAACCACGCGUCGGCGCAGACGCACCUGAAGUGGCUGCCGGCCAUGGAGGAGAUCCCGGAGAACUACGAGGAGGACGAGAUGGACAAACGCAACGAAGCCGUGGGCGAACUAGCCGCCGAGAUUAGCAAACUGCUGCAGGACGUCCGCGACAUCUGAAGAGCGAGAACCAAAACGAGAACCAAGACGAGACUGAAAUGACCGUCAGCUAACAGACUGCUGUAAGACGUCCGUCGGAACCAGCGAUGCGUUCGGACCGUCCUCGGAAACUCGCGCCAAGAGACACGUUUGCUGCUUUAGCUUUAGCACCGGUGCUACCAGGCUAACAUUAGGUUGCUAAGUAAUGGAUGCUUAUACCUAGCCAGCUAGCAUGGUGCUAACUGCCUACCUGAAUCCGUGUAGAUUGUUAAGCAGUCGCUAAUAGACUUUAUAACACUUUAUGACACCCAGUCACCUGUAAACAUGGACUAAAAUAUGAUAACGCUAAUCUACUUUCAUACACUAAAUGCAGCCCAUUCAAAUGCACAGCUAUGGAUUUGUGCAUUAGCACAGCUAAGCUUUCCACUUUUUGAUGCUUAACGAUCUCAGAUAGCCUUGAUUAUGUGGUCACUAUCACUGUCAUCGAUAAACAUGCAAUAAAGUAUGUUAGCGUAGCAUUAGCAUGGCUUAAACAGCAACAGCAGCCUUGCUAAAGCUUGAAUUUUGUCCAUACUUUCGUACCCGACGCAGUCUGAGGCGAGUCUGCCGUGGUUCGGAUGCAGUUAGCGCCGUGCUAAUUGGUGGGGUGUCAGCUACCAUUGCUAGUUAGCUACAUUAGCCUCAGUAGAUCAAGUAGACCAAGCUGGCUUUGGUCCAUCCCAGCGGAAAUGAACACGUUUCACGUCCGGUUGGUACGCGAGUUCACGAGGAGUUCACGAGGACCGUCCGAGUGCACGGCAAAACCAAAAUAUACACGAGAUUAAAAAAAUUAAAAAAGACCCUGGAACGUCUCUUCCUCUCCCUCUCUCCCUUCCUCUCCCUCUCUCCCUUCCUCUCCCUCCUCUCCCUCCAUCACUCUGAGUGGAAUAAUCACGGAGAGAGAGAGCGAGCGAGAGAGGUUUAAGCGCUGAAGCCUUCACCCACUUGUCAAUAGCGUGACUGUGUUU